This is a messenger RNA of Argentina anserina (silverweed cinquefoil), 3204 nucleotides long. Its product is annotated as probable LRR receptor-like serine/threonine-protein kinase At3g47570. Gene Ontology annotation, biological process: protein phosphorylation. The coding region runs from base 239 to 3142 and encodes 967 amino acids. Gene Ontology annotation, molecular function: ATP binding; protein kinase activity; protein binding. Lineage: Eukaryota; Viridiplantae; Streptophyta; Magnoliopsida; Rosales; Rosaceae. The transcript has 2 exons. The record is from RefSeq and is a predicted model, not a curated record.
CAAAUUUCCGCAACUCCUCUUCAAGCUAUUCCAAACAAAAUGCGGUUGUUGGCCAUGCAAGUGAUGAUCUUAGUAGUAUUAUGCUCUCUUUCUAAUUCAAUGUUCGUUUGCGGUCUUAGCUCCUUCAUGCAUUUGCACCAAUCCUUCACCACUAAGCUGAAAGCUGGAAAUGAGACUGAUAGGCUGGCACUCUUAGCCAUCAAGGGCAACAUACGUACACCAUGAUCCCAAUCGAGUCAUGAACUCCUGGAAUAACUCCAUUCACUUCUGUUUGUGGCAUGGUGUCACUUGCAGUUCAAGGCAUCAUCAGAGGGUCACUGGGUUGAACAUCAAGUCCCAAGGCCUGGCUGGCUCCAUAUCCCCUCACAUAGGAAAUCUGAGCUUUCUAAGGGAAGUUCGCCUCGAUGACAAUAGCUUUACUCAAGAAAUUCCUCCACAGAUUGGGAAUUUGCGUAGGUUACAGGUAUUAUCUUUAAAGAAUAACUCAUUUACUGGCCAUAUUCCUGCAAACAUAUCCAGUUGCUUCAACCUCACCUUUCUCUCUUUUAGUGGCAACAAGCUGGUGGGUAAAAUCCCUUCAAGUCUUGGUUUCUUGUCAAAGCUUCAAAUACUUGUUCUACAAGGAAAUAAUUUAACUGGAGAAAUCCCUUCUUCCUUGGGGAACCUUUCAUCUCUUACGGCACUACCUGCAACUAGAAACAACUUUGUCGGGAGCAUCCCUAGUUCUCUAGGCCAACUGAAAAGGUUAACCUUUCUUUCGUUUCAAGAAAAUAACUUGUCCGGUACCAUCCCACCCUCCAUUUACAACCUUUCUGCUAUUGUGACUUUUUCUGUUGCAAUAAACCAAAUUCAGGGGACUGUUUCCGCACAUUUGGGCACUGCGUUUCCUAACCUAAAGCUCUUCAGCAUUGCGGGAAAUAAAUUUAGUGGGGUCUUUCCUUUGUCAAUAUCCAAUGCAACAUGUUUAGAGGUUUUCCAUAUUGGAACUAACAGUCUAACUGGACAAGUGCCCAAUUUGCAAAAGCUUCAUAACCUCACGGUCUUCAAUGUCCAUUCUAAUUAUCUCGGAAGCGGUAGACAACGAGACCUGAAUUUUGUCUCAGAAUUGGCGAAUGCCACACAGUUAAGCUUAUUGUAUGUAGGAUACAACAAUUUCGGAGGGACAUUGCCCACAUCAAUAUCCAAUCUCUCAUCCAGUCUUGAAUUCCUUUGGCUCCCUGGAAACAAACUACAUGGGAGCAUCCCAACUAGUUUAGGAUAUCUUGUGAAUUUGCCAUCACUGGAUUUGUCCGAAAACUUCUUCUCAGGUAGCAUUCCCUCUGACAUUGGGAAGCUUUCAUCACUUGUGGAAUUGGAUUUCUUGUCAAACCAACUAUCAGGAAGCAUUCCGUCUUCUGUUGGAAAUUUGACCAUGUUACUCCGUCUUUACUUGGAAAAAAAUAAUCUAAGUGGCAGCAUCCCUUUCAGUCUUGGAAAAUGCCACAAGUUGUUGGUGCUUGAUCUUUCUCAAAAUGACCUUAGUGGUACGAUACCCCAACAACUAUUUAGUGGCCUGCUCUCCUUAUCAAUUUACCUAGACUUGUCCAAAAACUACUUUAGUGGUUCCCUUCCGGCGGAAAUCGGUAAAUUGAGUAAUCUCGGUAUACUUGACCUUUCUGAGAACAUGUUCUCAGGAGAGCUUCCUAAUAGCCUUGGAGACUGUGAGAGUUUAGAAGUUUUACACUUGCAACACAAUUGUUUCAAGGGGCCUAUUCCAUCAUUUCUCAAGGACUUGAGAGGCAUUCGAGAUUUAGACAUUUCUCGAAACAAUUUUUCUGGACAAAUUCCACAAUUCUUUAAGAGCUUUGGAAACCUGGAGAAGCUGAACAUAUCCUUCAACCACUUAUGGGGAGAAGUACCAGUUGAAGGUGUUUUUAAGAAUGCAAGUGCAACGUCAAUUCUUGGAAACACCGCACUCUGCGGAGGUCUUGCAGAACUUCGACUUCCUCAGUGCAAAUUUCAAGUGUUUAAACCAAGAGGUUUGUCUCGUACCAUGAAAAUAGUUGUGUCUUUGGUAUCUGGGAUUACUCUCUUGGUAAUUGCCAUGGUGCUAUCCUUUUUACUCCAUCGGAAGAAAAUGAAAUCAAAUGAGUUGAGCACUCAGGGGAACUAUGUUUUGCAAGUUUCAUAUGCAACUCUUCUAAAAGCAACUGAUGGGUUUUCUUCCACUAAUUUAAUUGGUGAGGGUGGUUUUGGUUUUGUAUACAAAAAAAUUCUCGAUCUUUAUAGAGUUGUCGCUGUUAAGGUACUCAACAUGUUAUACAAGGGAGCUUCAAAGAGUUUCAUGGCUGAAUGUGAAGCACUAAGAAAUAUUAGACAUCGAAAUUUGGUCAAGAUUAUAACUGCAUGUUCAAGUGUUGAUUUUUGUGGAAAUGAUUUCAAGGCACUAGUUUAUGAAUUCAUGGAGAAUGGGAGCCUAGAAGACUGGUUGUACUUUCAUCCAACCACUGGAAUUGAAGAAGGAAUAGAUGCACCCAAAACUUUAAGUUUUGUCCAGAGGCUUGAUAUCGCCAUCGAUGUGGCUUCUGCAUUGGACUAUCUACACAAUCAUUGUGAAACACCAAUAGUGCAUUGUGAUCUCAAACCAAGUAACGUUCUUUUGGAUAGAGAGCUUACUGGACAUGUUUCCGACUUUGGACUGGCAAGAUUUCUGUCAAAAUUGACAAAUAACGUUUCUGGAACUCAAUCAAGCUCCAUUGGAAUAAGAGGAACGGUUGGUUAUGCUGCCCCAGAGUACAGCAUGGGAUGUGAGGUGUCUACAUAUGGGGAAGUAUAUAGCUUCGGUAUUCUCUUGUUAGAAAUAUUUACUGGAAAGAGGCCCGUUGAUCCUAUGUUUAGUGGCAACUUAAAUCUUCAUAACUUUGUGAAGCUAGCUCUACCUGAACAUGUUGAGGAGAUUAUGGAUUCACGACUCAAAGGAGGCUUCACAACUGUUGAUGAAGAUCGCAAUCAACCCUCCAGAAGACAACAAAAAAUUGAGGAGUGCUUAAAGCUGAUAUUCGGAAUUGGAAUUGGAUGUUCUGCUGAAUUCCCAACAAACCGAAAGGAUAUAAGUAUUGUCGUAUUUGAAUUGCACUCCAUUAGGAACAAUCUUCUUGGCUAGAACCUCCUACAUUAUUACUGUUUUAUGAUGGCUUCUAUAUAUGUUGUGUUGUAUGCUUCUUG